Messenger RNA from Xyrauchen texanus (razorback sucker), 4470 nucleotides. Its product is annotated as melanocortin receptor 5-like. Gene Ontology annotation, molecular function: melanocortin receptor activity. The coding region runs from base 489 to 1487 and encodes 332 amino acids. Gene Ontology annotation, cellular component: membrane. The record is from RefSeq and is a predicted model, not a curated record. NCBI's taxonomy places the organism in Eukaryota, Metazoa, Chordata, Actinopteri, Cypriniformes, Catostomidae. The transcript is spliced from 3 exons. Gene Ontology annotation, biological process: G protein-coupled receptor signaling pathway.
CUCAGACUCACGACUGCACCUCACUGGGCACGAACAUAGAAAGACGGGACUGGGGAAUUGGAGAUUGCGACUAGAUCCAAAAUAUUCCUAACACUGGUCUCGAGACACAAUGUAAAAUCUACGGAAACGAGCGAUUCAAACGGACCAUUUAUGUGUACCUCUGACCAUCGCUUCAUGCCAUCUACAUACUCAGAAUGGUGGUGUGUGGUCGAGGGAUUUUCUGAAAUCUUCAGAAGCUCUGGAGGUGGGGCUGUCGCUGUUCCCGACCUCAGCAUAUUCAUAUAUCUGAUGCAGCAGUGCCUCAUCCUCAUGUGGAUCCUCGAACAUCCUCCUGCAGGCGCGAAUAAACGGAGCUCGACUGAAGUAAGCGCACGCGCUUUGAGAUGUGUUCACUGACCGAGCAUACAGAACUGCAUCAAACAAGUUAAAGAUGCUCUGCCCACCAGCCCAGUGACUCCACAAAAAAGUCCACAACAUUUCCAAUCUCCAUGAUGAACACCUCGGAGACCACAACUCUUCCCCUGCCUCUCUGGGCCUUUUAUGUCAACUCCAGCCCUGUCUCCUACCCUCUCAAUGCCACAGAGACCCCAUCCCACCCUAAGCCGAAAGCAUGCGAGCAGCUCAACAUCGCCACUGAGGUCUUCCUCAUCCUUGGCAUCGUAAGCCUGCUGGAGAACAUCCUGGUCAUCUGUGCUAUUGUGAAAAACAAGAACCUGCACUCACCCAUGUAUUUCUUCGUCUGCAGCUUGGCAGUGGCCGACAUGCUGGUGAGUGUCUCCAAUGCCUGGGAGACCAUCGUCAUCUACUUGCUCACCAACCGACAGCUGGUGGUGGAAGAUCAUUUUAUCAGGCAGAUGGACAAUGUGUUUGAUUCCAUGAUCUGCAUCUCUGUUGUGGCCUCCAUGUGUAGCCUUCUAGCUAUAGCCGUGGACCGCUAUGUUACAAUUUUCUAUGCUCUACGAUACCACAACAUCAUGACAGUGCGACGGGCCGCCCUCAUCAUCGGAGGCAUCUGGACCUUCUGCACUGGCUGCGGAAUUGUGUUCAUAAUCUAUUCCGACAACACAUCCGUCAUUGUGUGUUUGGUCUCCAUGUUCUUCAUCAUGCUUGUGCUCAUGGCUUCGCUCUACAGCCAUAUGUUCAUGCUGGCCCGAUCUCAUGUCAAGCGCAUCGCCGCCCUUCCUGGCUACAACUCCAUCCACCAGAGGGCGAGUAUGAAAGCAGCCGUCACUUUAACCAUUCUCCUAGGCAUAUUCAUUGUCUGCUGGGCUCCGUUCUUUCUACAUCUCAUCCUCAUGAUCUCGUGUCCCAGAAAUCUGUAUUGCAUGUGCUUUAUGUCUCACUUCAAUAUGUAUCUAAUCCUGAUCAUGUGCAACUCUGUUAUCGACCCACUCAUCUACGCUUUCAGGAGUCAGGAGAUGCGCAAGACCCUCAAGGAGAUCAUCUGCUGCUACAGCCUUAGGAACAUCUUUGGAAUGUCUAGGUAACAUUAAACCAGAGCAAGAAACAUGAGAGAUGCAUUAUCAUUUCACAGGAAUUGGGAGAAUCUUUAAUUUUAAGUCUUAAGUGCAGAUUGCCCCCUGUUACGCUUGAUCUAGAUGAAAAAUGACUUUGUGAUGAUUUAUUCCAUCAAAGCUCUCCUCAUACUCCUGAAUUCUCAGGUGGCUCAUGAAAUUACUGUCAAAGACAUAUCAGAAAUAAAGACACAUACAUUUGUCAAUGCGAAAGUUGGACAAACAGGAAAGGUAAUCAAAAUAACAACACUCUGAUGGACAAGGAUGCAAGUGAAUUCCAGUGAGACAAUAGUUGAUAUUAAGAUUAUAUUUAGAUGUUGCAAUGUUGUUGGUGUUUUAAGGAGGCCUUAAUGAACUGUGGAACAAUGUAAUCUUUGACUGACAGUAUAAUACACAUCACACUCAGUGCAACUGUCGAUCAAAGUCUAUGGAAAAAAACAAGUGCUAAUCAUGAGUCAAAUUAACCAUGCAAAACAGCUUUUUGUUGACGUUAAUGUUGUACUAGCAUGCAAUUUAAAUGGGUGCAUGUGCUCUGUGGUUGACAGUAAAACCAUAAAGUACCAUUCUACAAACCCCCAUGUUAAAAAUCUUCUGCAAAAUGACAGCAAUCAUCAAUGUGGAAUACAGCACUGUACAUAUAGAAUGGACACAGACCGACUGUGGUAAAUAUGUGUUUGCUGUCAUGCUAUUUUGAAUAUGUCUGUUAAUGGUUCCAAAAGCCUGAGAGGAUGACAGCUAAGGAUUCUGGGUACCAUGAAACUACUAAUUUACCUCAUAUCUUGAAAGACAUCUGGGGUAUCGUUAUACUGGAAUUGAGAAGAGAAGUUCCAGUUAUGCCUGUAUAGUGUGUAUACUGUAUACAGUAUCUAUGUAGCUUAAAAAAAAAAGAUUUAUGCCGCCUUUGUUGAGUGUAUGAAAUUAUGCAUAAUUAUGUAGGCUUUGUUCACAUAGCAGCAGAGUUCAGUUGUCAGUCCAGUUUGGGGUAUGAAAUGUGGUAAUGUUCACACACAUAUUGAUUAGUUUGGAGACAGAUAACCUCAUUCUUAACCAAUGUGUUUCCUGAAACUUGCACUUGUCAACUAGUUUUCUGUCACGUAAAUGCCAAACAUAUGGCAUAGGGCACUUGCGUCACAAGAUUUUCUUCACUUUCACUCCAGUGAGUAAUGUUGGGGCUAUCAACCUCUCUUCAUCCCUAUUCGGAUGUGAUUGAUUUUAUAUGGGAACGCAGGAUAACGUAAUAAUUAGCAGAUCUUCUCUGUGAUUUUAAUCUUGUGCAAAUCGUUCAAAUCAGUAAUUACAGCAUCAUAAAAUUACAGUGUCUUUUACCUGCUAUAAACUACCAAGUAAAAAUACCCCCCGGUUACACUAAUCCCAUGUUUAUUGAUAUAAGGGUAAAUCUCCUGUGAGAAUGGAGUUGUCCUGGUAUUUUUGCACUGCUGUAAGUUCAGAGGCACUGCUGGAUGACAUUUUUUACUUUGUACCUGAAUUAAAUCAUGUGGUAGUAUCACGUGUAAAUGCAGAGACCGAAGAUACAAUAUGAAAACAUUAAGAAAACACAAACCACUUAUCAGAGGAUUAUGGCUUGUGACAACUUGAAGUAAGAUUUAUUUAGCUGUAGCUAGCCCAGCCUAGUAUAUGCAUCUCCCAAUACAAAAGUUACCCAUAAUGCUAAUAUUUAAUCCCCUAAUUACUGCAAAAGUAUUCAGCUAAAUAAAUGGAAGCGCAGUGUAGUUCUAGCGGGAAGACUAGCAGCUGUACAUCAUCACAUCAUUAGCUGGGUAAUUCCUAGCCAAUCACAUGUAAGCCAUUGCUUUAUAAGUCUGCACACAAUCUAUCACAUUGCUGUUUCGGUGUGCUAACACGGCAACCUCCACCACCCCACCACCACCAGUUGAGCCCUGUCCCGCACGGGGCUAGGCUCCUCGCCCCUGCCUCCUAUCUCCGGCAGGACAUGACGGUUCCGGGUACAACUCCCUCGGACCGCCGGACGGGGCCUACGCCAAAGAGAGAGACAUUUCUUUCUGUUUUACAUUUAUCAAAUAAAUGGCAUCUUAAACUUCACUCAAGCCUACAUGUCUAGAAAUGCUGUGAUCGAUCAGUUUAGAUUUAAAUAAACUGUUCACCCAAAAAUAAAUGGAAUUAAUUCACGCAUCGUUUACUCACCUAUGUGCCGUCUCAAUCUCAUAUGACUUUUGUUCUUUUGCAGAACAAAAACAAAUAUUUUUUUAUGGAUAUAUAAUGUUUGCUUGUGAAUAUAAUGCAAGUCAAUGUGGACCAACAUUUUAAAGCUCCAAAAAGGACAUAAAUGCAGCAUAAAUUAAUCCACACAACUCAAAUUAUUUAAUGUAUGUCCUCUAAAGAGAUAUGAUUCAUUUUGUGUGAGAAUAGACCAAAAUGUAGCAAUUUUUUUUACUAUAAUUACAAUUUCUUUAGCGCACUCAUGACACAAGCUUGAGUGCUGUGCUGUGUUGGUUGUUGUUGCAUCACAUUUGUCACUUAGUACCAUUCAAAGAAAAAGAUUACAGCACUUUACAAUAAGGAUGUAUUUGCUAACAUUAGUAAAUGUAUUAGGUAUCAUUAACUAACAAUAUAACAAUAUACUAACUAAAUUACAAUAUAAAAAUGCUGCACGAUGCAUUAGUUCUUGAUGUGUUUAAUCCCAGUGUUCUCCUGUAUUCUUUGUCAGUGUGAGUUUCUGUUCUAGUUAUUGUCUCCUCUGAGCCUUGUUUUCUUUUUGUUUCACCUUUUCUUUAAUUAACUUAAUUAACUUUCACAAGUGAAUUUGUCAAUCAGUUCGAGAUUUAUUAUGAGGGAUUGUUUAAGGACCCGUCAAUAAACACCAGCGUCAGACAUGCUUGUGUAGCAUCUUGGGAGUGUUGCGUCAUAAACAUAAAAUGUUUAGAUCACUGUGUCAAGUUAAAUAUAGUUUAAUACUCAAUCUUUAAACACAUCUUGA